Messenger RNA from Lutra lutra (Eurasian river otter), 2270 nucleotides. It is a transcript of the gene WNT10B, whose product is annotated as Wnt family member 10B. Gene Ontology annotation, biological process: cell fate commitment; canonical Wnt signaling pathway; neuron differentiation. Lineage: Eukaryota; Metazoa; Chordata; Mammalia; Carnivora; Mustelidae. The transcript is spliced from 6 exons. Gene Ontology annotation, cellular component: extracellular region. The record is from RefSeq and is a predicted model, not a curated record. Gene Ontology annotation, molecular function: frizzled binding; cytokine activity. Bases 361 to 1530 code for a protein of 389 amino acids.
UGUCCAGGGAGGGAAGCUGAUUCCCUGCUCCGUGUUCAUCUUGUCAGAGGCACUCACCAGCCAUCCAGCUCUCGGUGGGGAAACUGAGGCAAAGAGAAAUGACCACGUGGGACCAGGGUCCUGUCUCCCUAGUCUGGGUCACUGCACCGUCCUUGCAGACUUGGCUACCCAGAGCAGCGAAGAGGAGUGGCCCUGCCCUGGAAGAAUGCGGCUCUGCCGAAGGGGCAGAACCCGACGCAGUCUCCCCACGGUUUGAGAAGCCCGAGCACAGGCGACCCAACCUUGCCGGUAGUCACCUCGAACCAGAGCAGCAGGCCCUGAUCGAUCUGCCCACCGGGGCCUUCGGGCCCGGGCUUCGACAUGCCGGAGGAGCCCCGGCCGCGGCCUCCGCCCUCGGGCUUCGCGGGUCUCCUGUUCCUGGCGUUGUGCAGUCGGGCCUUCAGCAAUGAGAUUCUGGGCCUGAAGCUGCCCGGCGAGCCGCCGCUGACCGCCAACACCGUGUGCUUGACGCUGUCGGGCCUGAGCAAGCGGCAGCUGGGCCUCUGCCUGCGCAGCCCCGACGUGACGGCAUCCGCGCUUCAGGGCCUGCACAUCGCGGUCCACGAGUGUCAGCACCAGCUGCGCGACCAGCGCUGGAACUGCUCCGCGCUCGAGGGCGGCGGCCGCCUGCCGCACCACAGCGCCAUCCUCAAGCGCGGUUUUCGGGAGAGUGCUUUUUCCUUCUCCAUGCUGGCGGCAGGGGUCAUGCAUGCGGUCGCCACGGCCUGCAGCCUGGGCAGGCUAGCGAGCUGCGGCUGCGGCUGGAAGGGCAGUGGUGAGCAGGACCGGCUGAGGGCCAAGCUGCUGCAGCUGCAGGCUCUGUCCCGGGGCAAGAGUUUCCCCCACUCCCUCCCCAGCCCUGGCCCUGGCUUAGGUCCCAGCCCCGGCCCCCAGGACACGUGGGAAUGGGGUGGCUGUAACCAGGACAUGGACUUUGGAGAGAAGUUCUCUCGGGAUUUCUUGGAUUCCAGGGAAGCUCCCCGGGACAUCCAGGCAAGAAUGCGAAUCCACAACAACAGGGUGGGGCGACAGGUGGUAACUGAAAACCUGAAGCGGAAAUGCAAGUGUCACGGCACUUCGGGCAGCUGCCAGUUCAAGACCUGCUGGAGGGCGGCCCCAGAGUUCCGGGCGGUGGGGGCAGCGCUGAGGGAGCGGCUGGGUCGGGCCAUCUUCAUCGAUACCCACAACCGCAACUCCGGAGCCUUCCAACCCCGCCUGCGUCCACGUCGCCUUUCGGGAGAGCUGGUUUACUUUGAGAAGUCUCCUGACUUCUGUGAGCGAGACCCUACUGUGGGCUCCCCCGGCACUCGGGGCCGGGCAUGCAACAAGACCAGUCGUCUGCUGGACGGCUGCGGCAGCCUGUGCUGCGGCCGUGGGCACAAUAUGCUUCGGCAGACGCGAGUUGAGCGCUGUCAUUGCCGCUUCCAUUGGUGCUGCUACGUGCUGUGCGACGAGUGCAAGGUCACAGAGUGGGUCAACGUGUGUAAGUGAGGGACAGCUUCACCGCAGGGCUGGCAGAGGGCAGGAGUGCCUUUUCAGUCUUUUGCUCCGAUUUCUGGCCAGGGUCAAUAUCAACUCCUAGAAGCUCAAAGCAUCGGCCUGGAAGCAGCUCUGGGGGUGGUGGGGGUCAGGCAGAGUCUGUGACGUGCAGCCUUCUCCCCCACAGUAGGAGGGCCCGGGCGGGAAAGCUGUCACCCUCUUCUUCUGCUCCUGAAACAGCUGAAAUGAACGAAGACUACAUGCACUGUAUUGCCUCCCUCUCCCCAAUCCUGGAGUCAGUCCCUUUAGCUCUGGUUCUUACUCCUUCUGGCUGGGGUGUCCUUGUAGUUUGACCACUCCUCUCCUUUGAGGAAUAGCCCCAGGCAUUGUGUGGAGCCAUAGACCUGUAACAGGGAUACCACUCCUUCCUGUCUGCUGAUCCCAAACUCCUCUACAGCAGCCUGGGUCCCUUCCUGUGAGGGAAUAGGAGACAGUGGUAGAGAGGUUUUUCUUGGGGAAGGGACAGAGUGCUGGAGGAGGGCUCUCCCUCGAGUCCUCAGAGAGUUGUUUGUCUAGGCCCUUAGGAAAACUGUCUCCCCCAUUCAGAUGUUAAAGGAAACCCUCCAAAGGAAGAAUUUUACCUAAGACUCUCUGAGCCUUUUAUUUGUUCCUUAGCAGGAGGGAUGGGAAUGGAUAAUUUAUUGUACUGAGACUUGUUCUUGGUUUCUGUCUGUAACUAAAAUAAAUUAAAC